Messenger RNA from Pelobates fuscus (common spadefoot toad), 2033 nucleotides. RefSeq names its product dynactin subunit 2 (gene DCTN2). The transcript is spliced from 14 exons. The record is from RefSeq and is a predicted model, not a curated record. The coding region runs from base 200 to 1411 and encodes 403 amino acids. Gene Ontology annotation, cellular component: centrosome; cytoplasm; dynactin complex. Gene Ontology annotation, biological process: mitotic spindle organization. Lineage: Eukaryota; Metazoa; Chordata; Amphibia; Anura; Pelobatidae.
CGGUAAUUGGCUGUCGGUAACGGCUCGGCCGGUUGGCACUGAGACGGUAUACUCGGUGAUAGUGGUUUUAUCGGUUCGGGCUGUGUGCGGGUCUGUUCCGGCUGCUCGGAGUCUCCUGUGCAUCAUCUGACCGGGCCGUGUUGGCAGCAUCCUGCAGAGAGCCGCGCCCCGCUCCCCCCGCACUGCACACACUGCAAACAUGGCCGACCCCAAAUACGCCGACCUGCCCGGCAUCGCAAGGAAUGAACCUGAUGUAUAUGAAACCAGUGAUUUGCCUGAGGAUGACCAGGCAGAAUUUGAUGCGGAAGAACUGACUAGCACCAGUGUAGAGCAUAUCAUUGUCAACCCCAAUGCAGCAUAUGACAAAUUUAAGGACAAGAAAGUUGGCACCAAGUGUUUGGAUUUCUCAGAUCGAAUCAGCAAGUCAAAGCGAACUGGUUAUGAAUCAGGGGAGUACGAAUUACUUGGAGAAGGUUCAGGAGUAAAAGAAACUCCACAGCAGAAAUAUCAGAGGCUAUUGCAUGAAGUCCAAGAGUUAACUGAGGAAGUUGAAAAAAUACAGAGCACUGUCAAAGACUCUUCUGCAGAAGAGAAACUGAGCCCAGUGGCAUUAGCCAAACAGGUAGCUGGUUUAAAGCGGCAAUUGGUGUCCACGCAUUUGGAGAAAUUGUUGGGUCCUGAUGCUACUAUCAACCUUACAGAUCCAGAUGGAGCACUUGCACAACGUUUGCUCUCUCAGUUGGAUGUUGCCAAAACAAAAAAAGGUCCAGAAUGGAAAAGUCCAGGAAAAAUUUCUACUCAGGAAACUGGGAACUUGGUGACCUAUGAGUUACAUUGCCGCCCUGAGCAGGCCAAGUUUUCUCAUUCUGCAAAGGUCGCUGAACUAGAAAAGCGUCUGGGAGAGCUUGAAGCUGCUGUGCACUGUGAUCAGGAAACACAGAAUCCCCUUACAGUUGGGCUCCAAGGUUCUAGUUUGAUGGGGACUGUUGAAAUUCUACAGGCCAAAGUAAACAUGUUGGAUGUAGCAUCUUUGGACCAAGUGGAGGCCAGGCUUCAGAGUGUUCUGGGGAAGAUGAAUGAGAUUGCAAAGCACAAGGCAGCGGUUGAAGAUGCAGAUACAGAAAGCAAGGUGCAUCAGCUCUAUGACAUUGUUCAGAAGUGGGAUUCCAUGUCCAGUACAUUACCACAAGUCGUUCAGAGAUUGGUAACAUUAAAACAGCUGCAUGAGCAAGCCAUGCAGUUUGGGCAGCUUCUCACCCAUCUGGACACUACGCAGCAGAUUAUAGCAAAUUCUCUGAAGGAUAAUACUGGUGCCCUGGCCAUGGUCCAGAAGGCUAUGAAAGAGAAUUUAGCGACAGUAGAGGACAAUUUUUCAAGCAUUGACUCAAGAAUAAAGAAACUGAGCAAAUGAGUUGUAAUUUAUCCAUACAGGCCUCAUUCCCCAAAAUACUAGGGAAAACAGGAGUUCCUGCAAACUCUGCACUAAUAAAUACCUUCCUGUCCCCCAUGCCUAUAAAGAAGAAGGUUUACCAUUGUACAUAUAUUGUCUUGUUGGCAUAUAUGCCUACCCAUUCCUGUGCUAAGUCCCCUGAAUAUGCUUAUAACGCGUCUCCUAUACCCGCCCAUGCACGGAGUGUUGCUGCAUUCAUGGUAACAGGUGCUGUUAACUGGUUAAGUGCUAGGUACUAAUAGUAUUUCUCCAGGUGCUGCGUUUUGCAUGUUGGCACCUGCUUUGAGGGAAGAGGGGGAGAUUCUAGGGAUCUGAAGCGAUUUUUUCAUAGGCCUUUUAUUUAUAAAUUGAUGUUGUCCUUGUUAACCCAAUUCGUUCCAGAAUGUCAGCAGUGCAUAUAGGAACAAUCUCUUGAAAACUCCUGACAUAACUUUAAACUUCAUUGCAGGUUUGAGGAUAAAGAACAUAUUCUACACUAAAUACUGUCUGAAAAUAAACAUGAGUAACUUAUAAUGAUGAAUAUAUUAAAACUUUAUAGCCUCUUACUGCUUCUUCUUACAUUAAAUGGAUCUUUCCAAAAUGA